UUUCCUACAUUUCUCUUGCUUGUUAAAUCUCACAAAAGCUAACUCGACCCUGCGAAACAGCAAACCUCCUUCGUCUUCCUUCCCACUCAUUCUCGGCUUCUCGCAGAGCGCCAAUUAUCCCUGCCCUAUUUCUCUCCCUAACUUCUUCAAUGGCGGAUUCUCAGAAGGGUAAUGAUGGUGCCCAAACACUACGAGUGAGUGUCAAAUGGCAAAAGAAGGUGUUUUCUGAGGUGGAAAUUGACACUAGUCAGACCCCUUAUGUUUUCAAGUGUCAGUUGUAUGAUUUAACUGGAGUGCCACCUGAAAGGCAGAAAAUCAUGGUGAAAGGUGGUUUGUUGAAGGACGAUGCUGAAUGGGCGACUGUUGGAGUGAAAGAGGGUCAAAGAUUAAUGAUGAUGGGAACUGCAGAUGAGAUAGUAAAGGCUCCUGAGAAAGGACCGGUCUUUGUAGAGGAUCUGCCGGAGGAGGAACAAGUGGUGGCUGUGGGUCAUUCUGCUGGUCUUUUCAAUUUAGGAAAUACAUGUUACAUGAAUUCCACAAUUCAAUGCUUGCAUUCAGUUCCUGAGCUGAAGUCUGCGCUAUUGGAGUAUUCACAGUCUGGUCGGAACAAUGAGUUGGAUCAGACUUCUCAUCUAUUGACUGUCGCAACCAAAGAUUUAUUUAGUGACCUCGAUAAAAAUGUCAAGCCGGUGGCACCGAUGCAGUUCUGGAUGGUAUUGCGUAAAAAGUUCCCUCAGUUUGGUCAGCUACAAAAUGGAUCUUUUAUGCAACAGGAUGCUGAGGAAUGCUGGACACAGCUUCUGUACACCCUCUCUCAGUCUCUUAGAUCAGCCAGUACUAGUGAAAAUAUUAGUGCUGUGAAGCGCCUUUUCGGGAUUGAACUAGCUAGCAGGGUGUACUGUCAAGAAAGUGGUGAAGAAAGUACGGAGAUGGAAUCGACCUUUGCUCUAAAAUGUCACAUAUCUCACGAAGUGAACCAUUUGCAUGAGGGGUUAAAACAUGGUUUAAAAUCUGAACUUGAGAAGAACUCGCCUACAUUGGGGCGAAGUGCACUAUACUUAAAAGAGUCACGUAUCAGCGGUUUACCAAGGUACUUGACUAUUCAGUUUGUUCGUUUUUUCUGGAAGAGAGAGUCAAAUCAAAAGGCAAAAAUCUUACGGAAAGUAGAUUAUCCUUUGGAAUUGGAUAUCUUUGAUUUGUGCUCAGAUGAACUCAAAAAGAAGCUAGAAGCUCCUCGUCAAAUUCUAAGAGAUGAAGAGGGUAAAAAGCUUGGUCUCAAACCUAGUGAAAAGAAUUCUGGUUCUAAAGAAAAUGACGUCAAGAUGCUUGAUGCUGAGGUGUCUUCAAAUGGGAGUGGAGAAUCAUCUACAGGAACUUCUAUAGAAGCUGCUUCAUCUGAAAAGGAGAUGCAUUUGACUGGAGUCUAUGAUUUAGUUGCCGUAUUAACCCACAAGGGUAGAAGUGCUGAUUCAGGGCAUUAUGUUGCUUGGGUGAAGCAAGAUGAUGGAAAGUGGAUUGAGUAUGAUGAUGACAAUCCAAUCCCUCAACGAGGAGAAGAUAUUGUGAAACUCUCUGGAGGAGGUGAUUGGCAUAUGGCAUACAUCUGCAUGUACAAGGCCAGAGUCACCCCAAUGUAAUCUAGUUUCACGAGUUCUCGUGUGACGUAUAAAUGUUACGCUAUUCACUUUUAUGGAUGUGAAUUUGUAGACUUCCAAACAAUUUUUUCCUAUGUUUUACUCCAUUUAUGUUAUGCUAGGCGUUUCAGUUUCAACGCUCUAAGCUUGCUUUAUCUGUGAGGAAAGCCAUCAUCUUUUUUAUCUACAUGUUCAUUUUUUUGUCUAA
Molecule: messenger RNA, 1842 nt
Organism: Beta vulgaris subsp. vulgaris (sugar beet)
Lineage: Eukaryota; Viridiplantae; Streptophyta; Magnoliopsida; Caryophyllales; Amaranthaceae
Product: ubiquitin carboxyl-terminal hydrolase 6
Exons: 18
Coding region: 150-1637 (495 amino acids)
Biological process (GO): protein deubiquitination; regulation of proteasomal protein catabolic process; proteasome-mediated ubiquitin-dependent protein catabolic process
Molecular function (GO): protein binding; cysteine-type deubiquitinase activity; proteasome binding
Source: RefSeq, a predicted model, not a curated record